Lipotes vexillifer (Yangtze River dolphin) is the source of this 683-nucleotide messenger RNA. RefSeq names its product high mobility group nucleosome-binding domain-containing protein 5-like. Lineage: Eukaryota; Metazoa; Chordata; Mammalia; Artiodactyla; Lipotidae. Gene Ontology annotation, molecular function: nucleosomal DNA binding. The coding region runs from base 90 to 683 and encodes 197 amino acids. The transcript is spliced from 8 exons. The record is from RefSeq and is a predicted model, not a curated record. Gene Ontology annotation, biological process: chromatin organization. Gene Ontology annotation, cellular component: chromatin; nucleus.
UGAAAACUCAGUUGCUCUCUGAGCGGUCGGGUAGAGACUGCUUUCGGCUUUUUUCCUGCUGUUAAUAUCUCCUCUAGAGAGCUGCAACAAUGCCCAAAAGAAAGGCUGCAGAUCAAGGUGAUAUGAGGCAGGAGCCAAAGAGAAGAUCAGCCAGACUGUCUGCUUUGCCUGUGCCCAUUACACCAGAGUUGAAGUCCAAAAGAACAUCAACUCCAAGGAAAAUGAAGACAAAAAAUGAUACGAUGGAACAAAACACAGAUGCAAGUGCCAAAGCCAUAGCUGAAACCAAGAAAGAAGUUGUUAAAGAAGAAUACAACAGUGAAACUGCUGAAAAUGGAGAAGCUAACAUUAUAGAGACACCAGCUCCUGAAAAAGAAACAGAGGAAAUAAAAGAAGAAAAAGUUGAAGAUAUCAAAGAAGAAAGAGGAGAGUGCCAAACAGAUAUGCAUUCAGUAGAAACUAAACUUCGAAUUUUAAAUUUUGAUAUUUUCUCAGAUGUCAUUAAGAAUGUUUGUGAUUCAUGGGAAGAGGUAAAAAUGUCAACAUCAACAGGAGUUUGGAAGAAGCUAAUUCCAAAGUUCAUGGAUGACUUUGAGGGAUUCAAGACUUCCGUGGAGGAAGUAACUGUAGGUGUGGUGGAAAUAGCAAGAGAACUAGAAUUAGAAGUGGAGCCUGUGAUGUAA